Molecule: messenger RNA, 801 nt
Organism: Plasmodium fragile
Lineage: Eukaryota; Apicomplexa; Aconoidasida; Haemosporida; Plasmodiidae
Exons: 4
Coding region: 1-801 (266 amino acids)
Source: RefSeq, a predicted model, not a curated record
AUGCCUGAAUAUUUAUAUCAUCCAGAUGACUUCGAAACACAAGAAGAACCCUUGCCCCAAUUACACGUAUGUAACAGAGUUGCCCGCAGUUUAGCAAAGGUAAAACGACUUCCAUCAGAUGAUGAGCUUGAAUUAGAUCCGAUGGAAUUCGAACACUAUGACGAUGCCACACCAACCUAUGAAGGAGCCUAUGAAAGUGCGUACGACGAUGUCGACGAACCUUAUGCAGAAGCCUAUGAAUUUCCCCCCAAACGAGUAUACUCUCGCAACCAAUGGACGACACCAAAAAAACGAUGUUAUAGAGACGGACCAGGAACUAUUCUAAAAGAACGAAAAAUUGUAGAGUACGAGAUACCACAACAAGUGCAUUAUGAAAGAAAGUGGAAAAUAACACAUGAUGCAAAAGAAGAAGAAGUUGAUAGCACCGACACAUUAUCUGCCGAUGUAGCAGUCGCCGCGUCAGUUAACAAAUCUAGAACAUCCGUUUCGAAGUUGGGUGCAGAAGAGCCGUUGCCAUCAUCCCCACAAAAUAAAGCACAAAGUGCAAAAAUGGCACAGGAACCGAAAGGAUCUUCAGGUGCAGGAAUGACCGGAAGCACCGAAAGCACAAUGAACGGGACGCAGGCUGAAGCAGUUAACAUGAAAACCGGGAGAGACUUUAGUAGACGGAAACUUGCUACAUAUAUUACUUAUAGUUGCAAUGGGUACAGUCAGUAUGUCCUCACUUCUGACAUUCCGGUGCUGCUACCGAAAGCGAAGGCAAAAGUGCCGAAGAAAGCUCUAAAGGAUAAAAUUACAUGA